Elgaria multicarinata webbii is the source of this 5086-nucleotide messenger RNA. RefSeq names its product derlin 1 (gene DERL1). Bases 134 to 889 code for a protein of 251 amino acids. The transcript is spliced from 8 exons. The record is from RefSeq and is a predicted model, not a curated record. Gene Ontology annotation, molecular function: misfolded protein binding; ubiquitin-specific protease binding. Lineage: Eukaryota; Metazoa; Chordata; Lepidosauria; Squamata; Anguidae. Gene Ontology annotation, biological process: endoplasmic reticulum unfolded protein response. Gene Ontology annotation, cellular component: endoplasmic reticulum membrane; Hrd1p ubiquitin ligase ERAD-L complex.
GAAGAAGUCGGGUCCCACCCACUGUCCGUCCAGCCUCCGCGGCUUGACUGUCGAACCAGCUCCGGCAGCGGCGAGGAGAAGGGAGGCCCGGCGUUAGGCCUUGCUACUGCACCAUCUCGGUGGCGGAGGCGAGAUGUCGGACCUCGGGGACUGGUUCCGGAGCAUCCCGCUGAUUACGCGCUACUGGUUUGCGGGCUCGAUCGCGGUCCCCCUCCUCGGCAAGUUAGGCCUGAUCAGCCCCGUCUAUUUCUUCCUGUGGCCGGACGCCUUCAUCAACCGCUUCCAGAUCUGGAGGCCAAUAACAGCAACGUUCUAUUUCCCUGUUGGCCAAGGAACGGGGUUUCUUUACCUGGUGAACUUAUAUUUUUUGUAUCAGUAUUCAUCACGACUAGAAACAGGUGCUUUCGAUGGAAGGCCAGCCGACUACAUGUUUAUGCUUCUCUUUAACUGGAUCUGCAUAGUUAUCACUGGCUUGGCAAUGAAUAUGCAGUUGCUGAUGAUCCCCCUGAUCAUGUCAGUGCUCUAUGUCUGGGCCCAGCUGAACAGAGACAUGAUUGUGUCAUUUUGGUUUGGGACACGGUUUAAGGCAUGCUAUCUACCGUGGGUUAUCCUAGGAUUCAACUAUAUCAUUGGAGGCUCUAUCAUCAAUGAGCUGAUUGGCAACCUGGUGGGUCAUCUCUACUUUUUCUUAAUGUUCAAAUAUCCAAUGGACUUGGGAGGAAGGAAUUUCCUGUCGACACCUCAGUUCCUGUACAACUGGCUGCCCAAUAGGAGAGGAGGGGUGUCUGGUUUUGGCGUGCCACCUGCCAGCAUGCGCCGGCCCGCAGACAAUCGCCAGGGCGACGGAAGACACAACUGGGGCCAGGGCUUUCGGCUGGGCGAGCAAUGAAAAGGACUUCCUGCUUCUUCUUUUUUUCCUUUUGUGUGUGCGCGUGAGGAACAUCUUUGACCAUACGUGGGAUAAUUGCUACUGUGGCACGUACUCAAGGACCAGGUUUGCUCUAGUGCUGUUGGGAAUGUGGCCCAUUAAAGCAUUCUUGUUUGUUCCUGGUGGAAGGUGACACACAGCUGGAUGGCACAAGAUAGGUUCCCCCCCCAUACCAGGCUCUUGAAAAGUGCUCAACUCAGUGCUGCCAUUAAAAAAACAAAAGGAAAACACAUUUUGAUCAUUGUCUAGCACACUGUACUUUCUCUUAUCAACCUCUCCUCAGGUGGAAUAAUGCUGUACCGUCUGUCUUGUAAAUCUCCCUUCAUGUACGAGGCCUACCAUGUCCUCUUAGGAAUCUACUUCUUUGGUCCAAGACUGCUCCUUACAGUGUAAUUAAUAGAAGAGUUACUUUAAAGUUCACUCUGAUGUUAACAAAAGAACUUCAGGUACCUGUAACUUCAUUAGCCUUUACUUAGCAGGAACCGACUGUUAAAAAUUCCCCUUUUGGCGGGUGGGGUGGGUAGAAAGUACUAGUUAACCGAUUCAGUUUUGUUUCCGUUGGGAGAGAUACUAGCUUGAGCACCAAAGCAGGAGGGAAAGGAGUGAGUGAUGAACGAUAGCUUUCAUCUCUAAAACUUGCUGUGGUCUACUAAAGGCCACCAUAUCUUCAGCCGAGUAAAUCUGAUGCACUUCUAUGCCACCGUACUGUGCACAUUCACUUGGGAGUAAGUCAUAGAAUCAUAGAAUAGUAGAGUUGGAAGGGGCCUAUAAGGCCAUCGAAUCCAACCCCCUGCUCAGUGCAGGAAUCCUAUUGAACUUGAUGAGACUACCUUCUGAGUAAAUAAUAUCCAUACGAUUGAAAUGGCAUCUGUAACAUAGUGACUCCUGGGUUUGUAUCUUGCCUGUGAAAUUGAACAGGGGAAUGCAUUUCUUGGGCUGCAGACGAUAAGUUGGGGAGUUCAACACAGAGUACUUGUUUUCUUAAAAAUAAGGAAUAGCUGGAGCCUGAUUGGUGGGUUUAAUAAAGCAGAUGGCACCUUCUCCUCCUCCUCCCUGGAUUUCUCAUUCUGGAAUAACACUUGGGCACCUAAACGGUAAUAACCUUUGUUGGACGUUAAUUAUUAUAAGAAGCAAGUGUGAUAUCGUAACACAUGUGGAGAUGUUGACAGAUGUUAUAUGGAGCAAUGUUGGAGAAUAAAUAAAAUAAAAAUCUCUUGCCAGGACACCCUGAUGAUGGUGGGAGGCAGUUGACCUAACCUGGUUCUCUCAAGCUGUUGGUCUCUUCCCUCCUUCCCCAGAAUUCCCUGUGUUUCUUUGGCUCAGCUUUCCCCAACUCGGUGCUUUUCAGAUGUUUUAGAUUACAACUCCAAACAUCUCUUGACUAGUGGCCAUGCUGGCAGGGGCAGAUGGUAUUUGAAGUCCAGAAGUUCUCGAGAGCCCCCGGUUGGGGAAGGCUGCUUCGUCUUAUACUAAUGUGGCAAACCCAAGAGUCAUCACAGCAAUCCUGGUCUCAUCCCCCCCCCCCCACCAAAAAGAUCACAUCAGCAAGUAUCUCUACUGUGUCUGUAAAUGGAGCUGCAAACAACUGUUCAUCCAGCUGUACUAGUAGAAACGAUUCCUGCAGUACUGCAAGACGGGAAGCGCUGUACAAAUGACUACAGAUGCUUUUGGUUUCACUACUGGUGGUGCGACUUCCUUGCCCGUCCUCUGUAGGCUCUUCGAAACAUGUGGUUGCUAGUUGUGCUGAGCUGGGAGGAGGGAAGUGCUCCCUGGAUUUCACGUUGUCUGUGACUUGUUCUAUAGUGUGUGAACACAAAUCCCAAUGUGGUGGUCUUUGUUGAGGAAAGCUGAAACCUUGAGAUUAUGUGUCUUAAUAGUGCAGGAAGGUGUAGAUCAAGAAAUCAUUUAGCACUUUCCCCAUGGUAAUAAACCUUGUCAUGGCUCUUGCCUUGGUUUUUAUUUAUAUUUUUUAAUAAAAUGAUCCAAGUCUCAGCAUAUACUUCUUGCCUUUCGUCCUGGUUUGUAGAAUGUGGGAAAUCAAAUUCCUAUCGGACAGCCUUCCUGAAACUGGUUCCCUCCAGGUUUGUUGUACUAUAAUUCCCAUCAUGCCCAGCUGGGAAUAGUGAAAGUUGUAGUUCAGCACUCCAGGAGGAUGCCAAUUUGAGGAAGGUUGCUAUAGUGCUUUGUCACUGGAUAAUGUCUCUGGAUUAAUAUGAUCAAAAUAGAGCUUGGGGGACAGAACAGAGCAUGUACCUAGAGCCUUGUUUGCUUUUUUCUUCGCAGGUGUUUUCCACUGCACAAGAGACAAGCAGCUUCUUAAAAUUGAACUCCAGCUUGAUUCUUUGCAGCAGGAACUACACUAUCAAAGCCAGAAACCUAUGUUUUGGCUUUAUGCCAAUGGGUAAACGGUCUUCCUUUGGAUCUUAGCCUAAGCAAUGCAUUUUAUUAUUUUAUUUAUUGCAUUUAUAUCCUGCCUUUUUUCCUCCAAGGAACCCAAGGCAGCGUACAUAAUCCCCCUCCUCUCUAUGUUAUCCUCACAACAACAACCCUGUGAGGUAGGUUGGGCUGAGAGUCUGUGACUGGCCCAAAGUCAUCCAGUAGGUUUCCAUGACUGAAUGGGGACUAGAACCCGGAUCUCUCGACUCUCAGUCCAACACUUUAGCCACUACACCACACUGAAUGUUACUUUGCCCAAACCCCCUGGUUCUUGAUUUUAAAAAGGGCAUCUUACUGUGAAACAAAGAGCCACCCUUUUAAGAUCCGGAUUCUCCCUCCUAUGCAUUUUGGGAGAAAUUAAUCACUGCAUUCUGUGAGGUAUUAUUGGUUGGUCUUAGUUUCUCAUGAAGCCUAUAUCUCCACAACUUUUAAGAGCUGAUCCAUAUAUCCAGUAAAGGCAUGUGGGUAUAUACUUCCAGGGACUGUACUAUUUCAGAAUCUAGGUAGGGUGUUAUAGGUUUGAAUAUGCCCCAUUUUUUAAAAAAAAGGGUAGGGGGAAGCCAUUCCUCCUUGGCAUGCUAGCUUUCCACUGGCAGGAAAGCUUUGUACUUGGGAAAGGCUGGGGAAAAUAUUCCAAUUGUGCAAUUGCACACCUCUGUACAAGCAGUGGUACUGUUGAAAUUUAAGGGAUCCCAUACACUGUUCUGGCAGAUCCAGUUCCUGGAGCGUGAAUAGCAGGGGUCCUGUCCCAGAUAGGUGGGCCUGCCAAUCUCGCAUACCUGAUAAGGACCACUGUGUGGCUAUUAAGCCUGUAUGAGCUGCUUCUAGCUUGGAGCAUGGUGAUGAGAAGGCAACGAAAUCUCCCUUAACAACAGUUCUGAUUGCUUAAGAGCUUAGCGGUUAAAGAAGAAAUCUGGCUUGACUUUUUAGCAAUGAAAACUGCUGGAUGUUAUUGUGCUCUUUGUUGCUGCUAUGUAAACACCUAACACAUCUGAAAAGAGCAAAGGAAUCCAUCCUCCCAAGUAUAAAAUGCAUUGGGAAGGAAAUUUUAAUUUUUGUGAACCGCUCAGAAAGCUUCGGCUAUUGGGCGGUAUAGAAAUGUAAUAAAUAAAUAAAUGGGAGUGCUUGCAAGAGGAAACUGAUUGCUCCUGCACAUUUUUAUCUGCAUCAGUCUUAAAAGCAGAUUCGCGUGCUGAGGAAGGCAUAUGGUACAGUCUUGGUGAGAUUGUACCAUGGUGCAUGUGGGAUACGGCUUUUUAGGACACACUUCAGCAAGUGACUCAGUUGUAUGGAGGACUGUUCUUUGUGUCACUCUCAAAGCUAGAUUUGGCUCUAUGUAUCCGUCCCCAUCAGAAUCUUUGCACACAGAAACAUACAUGUUGUGGAGGAGGCUUUUUGUUUACCUUCUCCUUAAUGUGCUAAUUUCUGCAUGCAGAAUUGGCGCAUUCAAACAUGUGAUUUGCACCAGUCCGAUGCUGCUGCCUUGUGCCUUUUCUGGAUGUAAACUCACUUCCGCUUCUGAAUGCUUAGCAUUGCUUGGCUUUGUUCACCCAAAGCAUCCCCACCCAACCCCUGCUAGAUUCUCCAACUGACACUGAAAAAUGGCAGAUUUCAUUUUGAAAUAGGUACUUCUGUUCUUUUGUAGAGAGAAAGUCUCUUUUUGUAAACAAUUUCUUCCUUUUUGGGGGCAAAGUUUUAAAUUAAAGUUGUAAAACCUCUAAA